This is a messenger RNA of Solea solea (common sole), 1770 nucleotides long. It is a transcript of the gene pisd, whose product is annotated as phosphatidylserine decarboxylase. The record is from RefSeq and is a predicted model, not a curated record. The transcript is spliced from 8 exons. Gene Ontology annotation, cellular component: mitochondrion. Gene Ontology annotation, molecular function: phosphatidylserine decarboxylase activity. Gene Ontology annotation, biological process: phosphatidylethanolamine biosynthetic process. Lineage: Eukaryota; Metazoa; Chordata; Actinopteri; Pleuronectiformes; Soleidae. The coding region runs from base 257 to 1495 and encodes 412 amino acids.
CACACACUCUCACUCUCUCUGUCUGUCUUAAUCCCAGCCUCUGUGUCACUUCUCCCUCUCUCCUCUCUGAGAACACACCUCCCUCUCACUUGUCUCCUCUCACCUGUCCUCAGUCUCAUCUGUCUCCUCUCUGGUCUGUCUCCUUUGACCCCUUUCUGCUCACCCGUUUUCUCCUCUUGACCUUUGUCGGACGUCACCUCGCAAACGUCCUGAUGUGUCGUCGGCCCCCUCUCUCUCCGGUGGCGGACGGGCGCUCAUGGUGAGUUCCUCCUCCCGCCGCAUUGGCGGUGGAGACGGGCGUCGUAGAUGCGACCUGCUGCGGCAGGUGAAGCGCGGGCGACGUGUGACUGACGGGGAGAGAGAUCGAGAGAGAGAUGGAGGAGGAGGAAGGGGGGUGAGGACGAGAGCAUCAGCACGAUUCAGGCUCAAGGUGCCUCGUUUGGAUCUUCGCCAUCAUCUGAGCGCGCUCAGAGGGGAGGUGUGUCGCCCCACCCCUUGGCGCCGUCGGCCGAUAGCCUUCCUCUACUAUGUCCUGUCCGUCAGUGCUCUGCGGCCUCUGGCCAGUCGGGUGGCACUGUACCGCUCCUUCCCUACCCGCCUCCUCUCUCGGACCUGGGGUCGCCUAAAUGGGGUGGAACUUCCCACCUGGCUCAGGAAGCCCGUGUACUCACUCUACAUCUGGACGUUCGGGGUCAACAUGCAGGAGGCAGCAGUGGAGGACUUGCAUCAGUACAGGAACCUGGGUGAAUUUUUCCGCCGGCGUCUCAAACCUGCAGUGCGACCGCUCUGCGCUUCGUCCUGUGUGAUCUCUCCAGCAGAUGGGCGGAUCCUGCACUUUGGUCAGGUGAAGAACUCGGAGGUGGAGCAGGUAAAAGGCAUCACCUACAGCCUGGAGAACUUCCUGGGUCCACAGCAGCACCGCAGCAAUGACUCCGCCUCCUCAUACAGGGACCUCCUCCUGUCGUCCCCUGACAACGACCUGUUCCAUGUCGUGGUUUACCUGGCUCCAGGUGACUAUCACUGUUUCCAUUCGCCCACAGACUGGAAGGUGGAGCUUCGACGUCACUUCCCUGGUUCAUUAAUGUCGGUUAACCCCGGUGUAGCCCGGUGGGUCAAGGAGCUCUUCUGUCUCAACGAGCGCGUGGUGCUCACCGGCCAAUGGCAGCACGGUUUCUUCUCGUUAACGGCGGUCGGCGCCACAAACGUCGGCUCCAUUCGGGUUUACUUCGAUCAGGAGCUUCAGACCAACGCUCCACGCUACAGUAAAGGCUCCUUCUACGACCGCACAUACGUCACAGAUGGCAAACUGGAGGCGCCGCGCGAGGACGAGGUCUCCUCAAGCGAAGGGGGCGUGGCCUUACAGAAGGGCGAGGCUUUGGGGGAGUUCAACCUUGGCUCCACCAUCGUUCUCUUGUUCGAGGCCCCCAAAGACUUUAGCUUUAACCUCCAGCCGGGACAACGAAUCAGAGUGGGGGAGGGGCUCGGCUGCCUCUGAUUGGAUGAGCACAGGAAGGUGUCCAACGACAUAAGGCAUUGUGGGUAAUUUUCCAUAAAAAAAAAGACUGUCAAGAGGACGCGGUUGUUUUUAAUGACUCAAACUCCCAGAAUGCCCUGUGUGCCUCGUCAUGGGGACGAUGCAUGAUGAUGUAUUCAGUCUCUGUAUCACUCCCACCCAAAAAAACUGAAUUAUUCCUUUUCUUUAACAGUGAAAUGUUUAUUUUUCAUGUCGUCAGAUUCACAAUUAAAAAGCUUGCCGUCCAUUGACACACA